AUGACCAAGGCCAAAAAAGCUGUAAGUUUGUUUUCUAUGCUAUCCUUUAUGUUUUAGGCACAAAUUGGAUCAAAAAGAUUGAAUAUAGAGUAAAAUACGGGGUUUAAAUUUUUGUUCUUUAAUUUUCCCUAAUUUACCCUUACAUUUAGGGAACAUCCGGAGCCGCCACAGCCUUUGUGAGCCGUAACAGAGCCUUGAGAAAGCUUCAGCUAUCGUUGAAGGACUUUAGAAGAUUAUGCAUUAUCAAGGGGAUCUACCCAAGAGAACCAUUGCACAGAAAGAAGGCUCAAGGUGGAUCAAGCGAAAACCGAGUAUUAUACUCGUUGAAGGACAUCAAGUUUUUGCAAAAUGAGCCGUUGAUCAACAAGUUUAGAGAGGAUAAGGUAAGAAGCUUGAUUUUUAUUGGAAUUUUUUAAAUUUAGGCAAUUAUGAUAUGGAUAUAUGUCGGUCAUGGGUAAUGUCGAAUUUCUCGAAAUUUUGGAAGCGUUUUGAAGGUUUUAGUGUUGUAUAAGCUAAAGAAACUUUUUAAGAUGUUUUUUCUGAAAUCUUAAGGUAUUGACAGCUAAAAAUGCGAUGAAGCGAUGUGUUUUUGAUCAACAUAUAUAUGGGCACGGUUAACUUACGAUUGUUUAAAUUUUAAGCAAUUUUUUUGGAGUUUUGUUGUUAAAUCUAUUUAGUCUUUGAUACAGCAAUGCUCUUUCUAAAUUUUUAUAAGCUUAUAGCUUUAUUAAACGUCAUAACUUUCAGAUUUUCAUGCGAAAGAUCAAAACAGCGAGAGUAAAGCGCGAGAACGGAAAAAUCGACCGUUUGAUUAAAAACCGACCAGAAUUUGAGCUUGAUCACAUUGUCAGGGAAAGAUACCCGACUUUCACGUCCGCCAUUCGAGAUAUGGACGAUUGUUUAUGUCUUAUUGCUGCAUUUUCUGUGUUACCACAAACCCGAGUUAUCAGAAGACAGUUAAUUGAUGAUUGCCGUCGAUUCUUGGCCGAGUUUUAUCAUUACAUCAUUGAAGCUCAUGCUUUGACCAAGGUUUUUGUUAGUAUUAAAGGUAAGAAGGUAUUGUUUUAGGUUGAUUCGGUAUAUUAUUUUAGGUUUUUUGUGAUUUUUUUAUCUAUUAGACUUUUAUACCUUGUUCUAUUAGACUGAUAUAGGUAUGUAUAUUAACUAUUAAUAUUUUUUUUGUUCAUUUUUUGCGGUUACUCACCUUUUAUAUUAUAUUGUUUUAGGCGUCUACUAUCAAGCCUCGAUCUUUGGCGAGAAAGUCACGUGGCUGGUUGGUCAUGAACAAAGAGCUGUUGGCAAAAUCAAGGAUCAGAAGGUGGAUAUUCCAGUCAUGACUACUUUUGUUCAAUUCUACACAACUAUGCUGAAGUUUGUCAACUUUAGACUCUACAAAGGCAUUGGGCUAUAUUAUCCACCAAAGAUGGCGGUUGAAGAGGAAAAUCAUUGUAAGUCGGUAUUCACGAUAUUGUUCUUGGAUUUUUAGGUGUAAGCGUGGAUAAUAUGGCCUGUUGUGAUUAGAAAUCUACAAAAUGGCAGAAAAUCCUUGAACUAUCAAUUUUUAUUAUUGUUAUAGAUAAUUUUGCUACUAUUUGACUCAAAAAACGAUUUUAGACGAAGAGGACGAGCUGGUAACAGACAAAAUCUAUUCGAUUGCCAAGCCACUGGUAAAGAAAUCAGAUGGCAAAGAGGAUCAAGUUGAGAUUGACACUUUUGACACGGAAGAAAGCUCCGAACAGCUAGCUCAACGUAUGAAGGAAGCCGAAACUCUGAGGUCAUUGUUUGCCAAGAACUACUUUUGGUUGGGCAGAGAAGUCCCAAAGGAAGCUCUGACUUUGGUCAUUAGGAACUCUGGUGGUCAUGUUUGUUGGGAUGAUUGUCCUGCUAAGCUAUACGAUGAAAAGUCUCCAGUCAUUACUCAUGUCAUCGUGGACAGACCUAACACUACGGUUAAUGCUAGCAGGUGAGGAAAUGAAGUUAUAUAGUGGUAUAUGGUUAAACUGGCAUAAAAUGUGGUUAAGGCGUUGAGAAUUGAAAGAACUUUGUUUACACGGCAAAAUUGACAAGAACUUUCUUUACAAAACAGAAAAUGGCAAAAACUUUCUUUACAAAACAGAAAAUAGCAAGAACUUUCUUUACAAAACAAAAAAUGGAAAGAACUUUCUUUAUAGAACACAAAACGGCUCAAAUUUAAAUAAAAAUUUUAUUUUUUAGAAAAUUCGUUCAACCCCAAUGGGUAUUUGACAGUUUCAACGCCAGAAGACUUUUGCCAGAGCAGAAAUACGCUCCAGGAGCCAAGCUGCCACCUCACUUGAGUCCAUUCGUCGAGGAGAAGGUCGGAGAUUAUGUUCCAAUCGAAAGAAUCGAACAACUCAAGGCUGAUGGAAAAGGUAACGGUUUUUGUAUUGUUUUUGGUAUUUAGGUCUUGAAGAGGACGAAUAUUGUGAUACUUUGGGUUCUAUCUUGGGUAUCACAAGGUUAUAGGUAUUUUAUGGCCUGUAGAGAAAGUUUUUGCUAUUUUUUGUUUUAUAAACAAAGUUCUUGUCUUCAAAAUCUAAUUUUUUGAAUUUCCAGAUGUUACCUAUCUUCUGGAAGACCUCGAGACCACCGUGAACCCAGUCCAACUCAAAAAGAAGCCUGUCGUUCAGCCUAAAGUCCACGCCGUCAACAUGGAAACGGGUGUGGCUGUGAAGAAGGGCCGUGUUCACAAAGAUAACCCUCAAAACAAGAUCAAUCAGGACGGGCAGGAGCUGAAGAUGCGCGAAAUGAUGAUUCCGAAACGCUUCAAACGUGCCUACAAGAAGAUCAAGCACGGUCAGCAGGAGAAGAAGAAGGAGGUGCGAAAAAUGCACGCCAAGAGAUUGGCUGCGAAUUGA
Molecule: messenger RNA, 2876 nt
Organism: Bursaphelenchus okinawaensis
Lineage: Eukaryota; Metazoa; Nematoda; Chromadorea; Rhabditida; Aphelenchoididae
Source: the annotation of a GenBank genome assembly